Molecule: messenger RNA, 1913 nt
Organism: Prunus avium (sweet cherry)
Lineage: Eukaryota; Viridiplantae; Streptophyta; Magnoliopsida; Rosales; Rosaceae
Molecular function (GO): oxidoreductase activity
Source: RefSeq, a predicted model, not a curated record
GUCCCGUCCAAGUUAGCGGGUUUUGGCGCCACACAUCGUUUCCUGGAUAUCGGUUGCAGAACUCCGCACAACCCACAAGCCAUAAACAUGUUACUUGGCACGCUUAUGGCCAGAGCCGAAAAAAGAAAGCAGAAAGACAUGCUAAUCGUUAAUCGUUAUCGUUAGUUACCCAAAAGGUGGGAACUCAAUUUGGAAACGAUGUCGUUGGCUUGUUGUUGGAGGCUCACUCUGACGUUCCCACCAACCACGCAACGUUUCUCUAGCAGAAGCCGAAGUGGGUUUCGUUGCAGAGCUUAUGCUGAACAAGACCAUGCAGCAGCCAAUGGAAGCUCAAACAAGAAGGAAACGAAGAAGGUUGUCGUUGUUGGCUCUGGCUGGGCUGGCCUUGGCGCUGCUGACCACCUCUGCAACCAGGGUUUUGAUGUCACUGUUCUUGAAAGUGGUAAUGACUUGGAUAGACUUGAAGAAGUUGGUAUCCGAGGUUAUUGGUAUCCCUACCAGAACAUUUUCAACCUUGUUGAUGAGCUGGGUAUCAAACCCUUCACUAACUGGACAAAAUUUGCACAAUAUUCAGCAGAGGGAUUGGAGGUUGAAUUUCCAGUAUUUCAAGACCUUCCUCAAUUGCCAACUCCACUGGGAACCUUAUUCUAUACACAGUUUGUUCAGCUUCCAUUGGUUGAUAGAUUAACUACGCUUCCCUUAACGGCGGCAGUGAUCGAUUUUGACAACACGGAUACAGCCUGGAGAAAAUAUGAUUCAAUUACCGCAAGGGAGCUUUUUAAGCAGUUUGGCUGCUCAGAAAGGCUUUAUCAGAAUGUCUUAUCGCCAUUACUUCAAGUGGGUCUCUUUGCUCCAGCAGAACAAUGUAGUGCUGCUGCAACUCUGGGCUUCCUGUCUUACAUCCUUGCUCACCAGAAAGAUUUUGAUCUUGUAUGGUGUCGUGGAACAAGUAGAGAAAGGAUUUUCAAGCCCUGGAUGGAGUCUUUGACGGCUAAAGGCUGCAAAUUCGAGAAGCGUAUAAGAGUAACAGACUUCUUAAUUAAUGAGGAAACAGGUUGUGUUUCAGCAGUAAUUUGCGGUAAAGAAAUUUAUAAUGCUGAUGCUGUUGUCUUAGCUAUUGGAAUCUCCACUCUUCAAAAACUUAUUGAAAAUAGUGCAGUGUUGUGUACAAGGGAGGAGUUUCUUAAGGUUUUGAACUUGGCUAGCAUUGAUGUACUCUCUGUUAAGCUCUGGCUCGAUAGGAAGGUUAACAUUCCAAAUGCAAGUAAUGCUUGCUCUGGAUUUGAUGAUUCAUUUGGGUUGACUUUCUUUGAUUUGAAUGCAAUCCAUGACGAAUAUAAAGAUAGUUCGGUAACAGUGUUACAAGCUGAUUUUUAUCGUGCCAAUGAGUUGUUGCCGCUGAAGGAUGAACAAAUUGUUUCCAAGGUGACAUCUUACCUGUCAAACUGCAUCAAGGACUUCAAGAAUGCUACUGUGACAGAUAAGGAGAUUGGCAGAUUUCCAAACUCCUUGACUCACUUCUUUCCUGGCUCAUAUAAGGACAUGAUGCGUGGCUCUACAUCUUUCCCGAACUUGUUCAUGGCCGGAGACUGGAUUAUAACCCGACACGGUUCAUGGUCACAGGAGAAAUCUUAUGUCACGGGACUUGAAGCUGCCAACCGCACAAUAGACUAUCUUGAAGAAGGAAGCUUUGCUAAAAUCAUACCUGUAGAGGAAGAUGAACCUCAUAUUCAAGCACUUCGCAGCCUUAACAGAAGCUUCAAUGAGAUCACAGCACAAUUUCCAUUGUCUAGUUACUUCCUCCAAUGAACUUGUCUGUUUGAUUUUCUCUUUUUGCUGCAUUUUUAUGCCCAUCUACCUAUUCUUACCAUUGAAUACAGAAAUCUUAUAAAACACAGUUAUGAACCUUAUCA